Messenger RNA from Microsporum canis CBS 113480, 300 nucleotides. RefSeq lists its product as uncharacterized. Lineage: Eukaryota; Fungi; Ascomycota; Eurotiomycetes; Onygenales; Arthrodermataceae. The transcript has 2 exons. The coding region runs from base 1 to 300 and encodes 99 amino acids. The record is from RefSeq and is a predicted model, not a curated record.
AUGUCUAAUGUCAGCUUCUAUUUAGCUGCGGACAUGCCUACGGCAGGCCAUGUGGUAGUUCAAACACCCAAGAACACCACGCAAACGCCACUUAAUGGUUCCGCUGCUGAUCGCUGCUCGUCGGAACAGCAAAUGCAGCAUCCACGAGAUAAGCGUGAACAGAGCACGGCUUUCCAACGCCACAGUGUUGAACCACUCGGGUCCAGGCAGGUAUCCAACCUGCAGCCUAACUCUCAAGGGCUCCAGUUCCGUACGGAGUACUCCGUAUGGAAGCAGAAGAUUUUUGCCAGGGCCUGGUAG